This is a messenger RNA of Papaver somniferum (opium poppy), 732 nucleotides long. RefSeq lists its product as uncharacterized. The transcript has a single exon. NCBI's taxonomy places the organism in Eukaryota, Viridiplantae, Streptophyta, Magnoliopsida, Ranunculales, Papaveraceae. The coding region runs from base 1 to 732 and encodes 243 amino acids. The record is from RefSeq and is a predicted model, not a curated record.
AUGGAAUCUAUUUUGGAUACCUCUAGUGAUAGUGAUGAAGAAGAGAAAGCUUUACUAAUGUUUACACAACUAUGUUUGGAUGAACGAUUGCGUAUAAUUAGACAACCUGUACCAAGGGAGGUACAUACACGUAGUGUAAUAACGCGUGAUCGAGUGUGGCAUGAUGCCAAAAUGAUGAAUGAUUAUUUUACGCCUGGAACUGGUUAUACCUCUAGACAAUUCAAACAACGUCUAGGCAUGAGGGAAGACUUAUUCGAGAAAUUGUUAGGAAAAUUUCUUGAAGUUGAUCCGGAGUGGCAUCAACGUCCGGAUGCAAUUGGUACUACGGGGCAUUCUCCGCAUAUGAAAUUAGUUGCGGUGAUGAAAUGUUUAUGCAAAAGUACGCCAACUGAUCGUGUUGAUGAUUACACCCGUGUGGGUGCCACCACAAUACACAAGUAUCUAAAAAGAUUUUGCCACACCGUUUGCAUGACUUUUGGAGAAAGAUAUUUGCGUGAACCCACUCCUGAAGAUGUUCAGAGGUAUCUAGAUGAGAAUGUGGACCGAGGUUUUCCUGGAAUGCUUGGUAGUGUUGAUUGUAUGCAAUGGCCAUGGAAGAAUUGCCUGGUAGCUUGGAAAGGAACUUACCGGGGUAAAGAUAAAAAGAGUAGCUUGGUAUUAGAGGCGGUGGCAUCAUACAAUUUGUGGUUUUGGCAUGCUUUUUUUGGAAUGCCUGGUCAAACAACGAUCUGA